UGCACAUGGGGGAUUGUUGUGAUCUGAUUUCUUCUUGAUCGAUAUCUUUUUUAAAAAUUUAAAGUUUAUGUAAAGUUUGAAGAUCGUAGCGUCCUCUUAAGAUUUUUCUCAGUACGUAAUGCCUAAAAGAACAUCCGACCAAACUGUACACAACGAGGAGAAAUUCCCCAAAGAGGUUGACGAGAAUCUGUUUCACUUUGAUGAAAACCAAACGGACAGAAUAAAAGAGGAUGUUGAUUCAUCAGAUAGUGAAGAAAGCUACUACUCCGGACUAGAAAGCGAGUCAGAAACAACGGAAGAUGAUGAAGACGAACAGGAUUCUAAUUCGGGAGAAGAGGAAAUAAGUGGUCACGAGUCUUUUGAUGGUAUUGAUAAUGAAGAAAAGAGUGAUGAUGACAACGAGACAAAUAAAGGCAAUGGUGAACCAAACAACAAUAUAGAAGAUGCAAUGAAGAAGAAAGGAAAAGAGCCAAUUGAUGAAAAUGACACAUCUGAUGAGGAGGAUGCUCGCAAUACCGUUGGAAACAUCCCAGUAGAGUGGUAUAAUGAUUAUCCUCACAUAGGCUACAACUUGGAUGGACAAAGAAUAUUAAAGCCCGCUACUGCUGAUGAGUUGGAUCAAUUCUUGUCCAAAAUGGAUGACCCUAACUAUUGGCGUACAGUUCGAGACAAAGCAACCAUGAAAGAAGUUGUUCUAAGUAAUGAAGAGUUGGAUAUUAUAGACAGACUUCAAAAUUCUCAGUUCCCAGGUGCUGGAUACGAUCCAUAUGAGCCCUAUGUAGAUUUUUUCACUGGUGAGAAGAUGAUACAUCCUUUGACUAAUGCUCCUGAACCCAAAUCGCGUCACAUUCCAUCCAAAUGGGAACACAAGAGGGUUGUAAAGAUUGUCCGUGCCAUUAGGAAUGGCUGGAUAAAACCAAAGAAAGAUGAAAAGACUGAUAAACCAAGGUAUUAUUUGAUCUGGGAUAAAGAUGAUGACGGGGCCAAACCAAGACAUAACAUGCACAUACCUGCACCUAAAAUGAAACUCCCAGGCCAUGAAGAGUCUUACAAUCCUCCACCAGAGUAUUUGCCAACAGAGCAAGAGAUUGCUGCAUGGGAGGCCAUGGAUCCUGAUGAAAGACCGCGAAAUUUUCUUCCUAAAAAAUACUCAAGUCUCCGCCUUGUUCCAGCUUACAAUAAAUUUAUCCAAGAACGUUUUGAGAGAUGUCUGGACUUGUAUCUCUGCCCAAGACAGAGGAAGAUGAGGAUCCAAGUAAAUCCAGAAGAUCUUUUACCAAAACUUCCAAGGCCCAAAGAUUUACAGCCAUUCCCGUCAACAGAAUCAAUGGUGUACAAGGGCCAUACAGCUGUGGUGCGCUGCCUUGCUGUUGACCCCACGGGACAGUGGAUACCAUCUGGAGGAGAUGACAAAGUUGUUAAGUUCUGGGAAGUGUGCACGGGACGGUGUCUCAAGACGUUGCAGUGUGGUGGCACUGUGAACAGUAUGGCAUGGAACCCAAACCCCUCGCUGACGCUUCUGGCUAUUGCCGUCGAUCACAAAGCUGUAGUUGUUAACCAUUCUCUUGGUGACAAGCUUUUGUGCGCCGCUACCGAUGAACUCAUUGAAUCAUAUACUCGUCAAGGAGAAGAUGAGAAAGAAUCUGGCGUACAGUGGUCAAUGGCUGAAGAAAAAGAUUACAGAAAUGGAGAACGUAUAGUUUUAAAACAUAGCAAGGUCAUAUCACAGGUCACGUGGCACGGAAAGGGGGACUACUUUGCGUCAGUUGUACCUCAGGGUGGCAACAAAUCUGUGUUCAUCCACCAGAUGACAAAACGUCGAAGUCAGUGUCCCUUCAAGAAAUCCAAGGGUCUGAUCCAAAGAGUGCUGUUUCACCCGACUAGACCAUUUCUGUUCGUAGCUACACAGCGAUUUAUCAGAGUCUACAAUCUCACCAAACAGGAGCUAACCAAGAAACUUGUAUCAAACGUUAAGUGGAUUUCCAGUAUGGCGGUGCAUCCAAAAGGCGAUAACUUGAUUGUGGGAAGUUACGAUCGUCGGCUAUGCUGGUUUGAUAUGGACUUGUCGACUAAACCGUACAAAACACUAAGGAGUCACAAGAAGGCCUUACGUCAGGUGGCUUUCCAUAGGCAUUACCCACUGUUUGCAUCUGCUAGCGACGACGGCACAGUUAUUAUAUGCCACGGACGAAUUUUCAACGACCUGAUGCAGAAUCCUUUGAUAGUCCCCGUUAAGGUCUUAAAAGGACAUCGAGUGGAAGGAGAGCUGGGUGUUGUGGAUUGUCAGUUUCACCCAAGUCAGCCAUGGAUUUUUACUGCUGGUGCAGAUCACCUCAUUCGACUGUAUACGUGACAUCUCAUUCUGCUCUUUUUAACACAGACAUAGAAAGAAUAAGUCAUUACGCGAUCUCGCUUAUCCUAAGAUGCGCGAGAUUAUAUCAGUACACUAAUGCGUCAAAAACAUGAAAAUUAUGGCCCACGAAAUGCGUUCUUCGUCCAAGAACAUACCGACGCUUUGCUCUGGAUGGCUGCCAACUGGUGCGCUAUUUUUUCUUAGGAAACCAUUCGGCUACUCAAUCCUCUGAAGCUUGUGAACUUCGAGAAGUCUUGUCUAUGAACGCUGUUACUGACAUGGCUCGACAUGAACAGUCUUUUUGGACAUUUGAAAAAAACACGGUGUGUGGUACACCAAACAAGACUUUAUUGUUGUUUUAGUUAAACAGGUAUCAUAAUGUUGUCCCAAUAAACUAGUCACAGUCCUCUUU
Molecule: messenger RNA, 2765 nt
Organism: Stylophora pistillata
Lineage: Eukaryota; Metazoa; Cnidaria; Anthozoa; Scleractinia; Pocilloporidae
Product: ribosome biogenesis protein bop1
Biological process (GO): maturation of LSU-rRNA from tricistronic rRNA transcript (SSU-rRNA, 5.8S rRNA, LSU-rRNA); ribosome biogenesis
Cellular component (GO): PeBoW complex; preribosome, large subunit precursor
Molecular function (GO): protein binding; ribonucleoprotein complex binding
Source: RefSeq, a predicted model, not a curated record